This is a messenger RNA of Fonsecaea erecta, 2232 nucleotides long. RefSeq lists its product as hypothetical. The coding region runs from base 1 to 2232 and encodes 743 amino acids. Gene Ontology annotation, biological process: protein catabolic process in the vacuole; protein targeting to vacuole; proteasome-mediated ubiquitin-dependent protein catabolic process. Gene Ontology annotation, cellular component: extrinsic component of membrane; GID complex. The transcript has 2 exons. NCBI's taxonomy places the organism in Eukaryota, Fungi, Ascomycota, Eurotiomycetes, Chaetothyriales, Herpotrichiellaceae. The record is from RefSeq and is a predicted model, not a curated record.
AUGCCGCCUGCAAACUCGCCCUCUGACACCCGCCCCUCGACUCCUCCUAAUACCUACCUGCGUCAGCUCGAGGAAGCCAUUGCCACUCCUGUCCCCGACCUUGCCUCUACCUUGAAUCUCAACUCGAGCGAUUCAGAUUCACAGAACGAGCAAAGGCCAAAUCGCCCGCGGACUCAAGCUAGCCAGCUCGAGGGAUUUCUAGCAGACCAUGACGUGAUCGGCACACACGGGGUUGACCAUUGGCUCAAUGCGCGUCAGGACCAUCAGGACUCGGCUACCAUGGAGGCUCAGGACGAACGAGUGAACGACCGCUCAAGGCGCAUGUCGACUGGUUCCACCGAGGAGAACCCUAUGUUCACCAGACGGCAACCGCCUGACUCGACAAACACCCAAGAUCCUGACGACAGCGAUGCGGACAUGGCAUCUCUAAGGAGGGCAGCGGCUCGUAGCACCGAUACCGAUACAAGGACCCUAUAUCUGCUCUUUGAAGCUGCUCUGCAGCGCGUUAGGUCAAGUCGUCGUGACAGGAGAAACAACGCGGACGGAGGGGCACUCAUCCGAGCCUGGAACAACGGAGAAGCUGACGACGAGAUAACUGUCACACCGGGGUACGUCACAGGCCAUCGAAGAGAGCUUAGCCCAAGACAUUUCCAAAACGGCCGACAGCCUAACGGGUCUCGACAUGGGCCGCCAGCCAUGCUGAGACGAUCCGACGCUUUCAGGCGGGUUCGGAGACUGAUUCGCUAUCUCUCCCAGCUACGACGUACUGGUAUCGAAGGUGGCCUCGAGGCAGCGCGGAAACUAGGGCUCGACUCACUGUACGCGUUGGAUGACUCUAAUGCGCCCAGCGACCUUCCCAUGCACAUUAACAGUCUUCCUGUCCCGCAGUACAGUUCUUGGUUGCAAGCUGGAAUGGCCUGGCAUGGGCUGCAGUCUACGGAACGCGAACCACUCCGCGGACUCCGCCACGAAGCUUUUGAGGGCGAUCCCAUGGCAACGACAAAUCCACGGCGCGAAAUAGAACGCCAGCUGCUCCAGCGAAUCAGGGAUCGACGAAGGGAUGCGCCUCGUGGAGGCAUCAACGAGACUGCAGAGUCAGAGGUUAACAGCCAGGCGCUGGUUACCGUGGAGACAUACCUCUCCGACUUGGAGAGGCAACAGGGCAUUGGUCAAGACAGCGCUGGUCGAUGGUCCUUUUCGUUACCACGUUCGCUCCGAUUGCUAUCAUCUAACACCACCCAGACUCCUUCUCAGUAUGCCGAGCCUGACCACUGGCCUGUCAAGGUGAUGAUCCAUUCGGUGGACUGGGAAGCCAUGACCCUGACUGGCAUAAUGUCCGCCAGCCAGAUGCCGGAAAAGCUCCCGUCCCUGCAUCAAUCCGAUGCACCACCGCUUGUCCCGGCUACCGGCACAACAACAGCAGCAACAACCAGCAUGUCCAGUUUCUUCGUGGGAGAGAUUAUCGACUUCCGACGACAGCCUUUGGAGACGGAGCAACCAGGUCGAGACUACGAAGUGGGUGGCCUCAGCGUGGACGCGCGGUACUGGCAACGACUGGGACCUUUCAGAAAAGAAAUUGAGCGAGUUCGACAUUUACGGGGGAAGAAAAGAAGCGAGUACCAGCAGAGCAGCGCCCUUUGGGAGGCGUUUCGAAAAGCGGCUGGCGGCGGGGAAGGCGAAAAUAAGGAUACGCAAAGUCCCUCGAACGCGACCUCCCCUUCGACGGGCAACACGAAGGCUUUCGAGACUCCCGAGGACAAAGAAGCCGACGACGACGAGGUUAUGGCUCGCUGCUUGGGUAGUGCCAAGUGGAUCGAAGAAAAGUUGGGCAAAGAGUGGAUUCUCAUGCGCUGGAAGGAACGAUGUUUUGUGACACCUCCCGGAAGCUCUACCAAUUCAAGGCCGAUGAAUGCCAAUGCGACGAGGACCAUCUUCACCACGACUGCCUCAAGGACCGGACGAACCACCGGGCGUGGACCUGGUGGUGGCCACAGCAAUGCAUCCACCUCAUGGGGACUGACGAUUGCGGGCUAUUACUACAUCGCCCUGAACCGUCUGACCGGGGAAAUCGACGGUCUGUACUAUGACCCGGGAUCGCAGCCCUUCCAGACGAUCAAGAUGGUACCAGAGGGCACCCGGGUGGCACGAGCCCAGGCUUGUGGCUGUGGAGAGCAGGAUUGUCGAGAGCCGGUCGGGGUCAAGAAAUGGUUUCCGGCCGUUGAGGUUCGGUGA